AUGGCACGGAACUUGUAUGGUCCUGGAGUCCGGAUGGGCAACUGGAACGAAGACGUCUUCCUGGAGGAGGAGCGCAUGAGAGACUUCCUAGAGAAGAGGGAGAAGGGAGAACUUCUUAUACAGAGAAACAGAAGGCUGAAAAAGAUCCUCUUGAGACCGAUGGAGCUUUCAAUAUCCCAAGAUGGGUUUGUCCACUACGGCGAUAAGGUGAUCCUUGUGAACCCUGACCACGCCCCGGGGGAGGAGGCUGGCGUGUUUCUGGAAGGAGACAUGUGCCUGUGCAUGAGCCCAGAUGAAGUGAAAGCCCAGCUAUGCAAUGAGUUGGAAAUGCCCUGUGGCGUGAGCGCUGUGCAGACCACCGUCCCGACGGGCAGGAACACCUUCACCAUUUUGAGUGCUGGCACAGACAGGAGCGCUGUGGGCCAAGUCCUUAGAUACGGGCAGAGCUUCUGCCUCGGGAUAGCUGCAGGCCUGGAAUGCAAGAUGCUCUAUUUAUUCAGUGACCACAGGACCCUUAUGAAGUCCUCUAAGAAGUCCUGGCUCCAGGAGGUGACUCUGACAGAUGAGAACUCCCAUCUGAACUGCUGGCAGGCUACCUUCCUCGACCCCCAGCUGCGCCUGGAAUAUGAAGGCUUCCCAGUCAGGGCAAAUGAAAAACUUAUCCUCUAUCAUCGCCACACAAACCGAGCCUUGGCCGCCCAUCGGCAUCUCCCCAUAAGGACCUAUUUUGGGAAGGAAGUUGAGGUUGCAGCUCACACACAUCUGGAUUCACACAGAGUUGAAAAACCCAAGAACCACUGGAAGCUGGUUACUGGGAAUCCCAGAAACAAGGCGACCACAAUGCUGGACCUCCCCAAACCUCCCACAGAUGACACCCGUGCUGUGGAGCAGGCCAUGGGCAUCAGCCCAUAG
This is a messenger RNA of Arvicola amphibius (Eurasian water vole), 912 nucleotides long. RefSeq names its product cilia and flagella associated protein 161 (gene Cfap161). Bases 1 to 912 code for a protein of 303 amino acids. Gene Ontology annotation, biological process: cilium assembly. The record is from RefSeq and is a predicted model, not a curated record. The transcript has 7 exons. Gene Ontology annotation, cellular component: motile cilium. NCBI's taxonomy places the organism in Eukaryota, Metazoa, Chordata, Mammalia, Rodentia, Cricetidae.